AUGGCGGCGCGCCGCCUGGUUCUGAACGGCCUGACGGCGGAGGUGGGCGCGCUGCCGGCCGCCCACCCCGACCUCGACAAGAAGGACGGCUCCCCGGACUCCAUGGAGUUCUACCACGAGCUGGAACUGUACCGCCAGCUGCUGGCCCUGCCGCCCCCCGCGCCGCAGCCGGAGCCGUCACCCCCGCGCUCACCUGUGCUGGCCAGGAGAGCCAAGACACCGGAUCCGCAGCCUGCGGUCAAGGAUCAUGCUGGUUGUCUGCGUCAUGUGCUGGUGCUCGUGGUCUCUCACCGCUGGUUUCCGACCUCCACAGAGCCCUCGCCGCGCCGCAGCCGCACCCCGGGCGCGCGCCGCCCCGCACCCGCCGCGGCGGACCAGCCGGCGGCGAGGCCAGCUAAGUACCUGGGUUCGUUUGCGGUGGACGAGGGCGAGGCGGCGGCGCGGGCGGACUGCGUUUCCGAACGGAUACAGAUGAUGAAGGAGUCCGCUGAGCCGACCCCAGUGCUGGUGGUAGUGUCGCCCGCCGGGGUCAGGGUAUGCGACCCCACGGACCAGAGGGUGCGCAUGACGCAUGCGCUGCGGCGGAUCUCGUACGCCACGUGUGAGGCGUCGCGCGCGCUCUUCGCUUUCGUUGCGCGCGCGCCGCAUCCCACCCCUGACACCUACUGCUACGCGUUUGAAACUGAGACGCCUGAACAGGCGGAGGAACUGAACUCUCUGGUGGGAGAUGCGUUCCGAAUGGCCUUUGCGUCGCAGUUGCAGCCCUCCGCUCCGCUCUGGAGUAAGGAGCUAGGCGAUUGCGGCAUGGGCUUGCGAGCGCCGGACUCCUUGCCUGGUCUCACGCACCAUUACCCCCACUGCGGCGAAAGAUCCCCAUCGAAAUGCAACAUAAUGGGCGUGCAGAAGCUUGUGAACGAGGUCAGCCCCAGCAGCUCCGAGGAGUCGAAUUCCCCGACGGAGAUCAACUGCUACAGGAGAUUGGGGGAUCGGCCUCCGUUGAUGAAGAGAAUCGCCAUGGGAUUUAGUGGAGCGCUGCUGCAGCCGUCAGACGAUGAUUCUACACCGCUCGUUGCGGAUACACCCACUACGCCCACAAACAUGCCCCUGUGUCUCAACGGGGGCUACAUCAACGAGGCGUCUGAAGCCGAGGCCAGGACCAGGGAGAGCAACCGGGACCCUCCCGUCGCGUUGCCCAGGAGAAAUGACAGUUUGCACAAUGAGCUAGAUGCAGACUUCAGGAGAUGCACCAAUAUCAAAAUGAACAACCCUUCAGGCCCGUGCAGCCGCACUACUUCGUCAUCAUCAGGAGCAUCCUCAUGCGGCGGCGGCGGCUCACACGCGUCUGGGAACAAUAACGUGCCUCGAGCAGAACCUGAGUUGAGGCACGCGCCGUGGUUUCAGCAGGGCAUCCCUAGAGAGAUUGCAUUAGAGGUGUUAAGUAGUCAAGCAGUGGGAGCGUUUCUCGUGCGAGGCAGCACCACCCAGGCGGGUUGCUACGCAUUAUCUGUACGGGUUCCCAGGGACUUUCAGCCUUCCGGCAUCGCGCACUAUCUUAUACUGCGAACACCUAAAGGUUACAAAAUUAAGGGCUUCACAAAAGAGUUCACAUCGCUGUCGGCACUAGUGACCCACCACAGCGUGAUGCCGGAGCUGCUGCCGGUGCCGCUGCGGCUGGCGCGCGCGCCGCCCGCGCGGGCCGCGCACCGCCGCGAGCACGCCGACAUCGACGCGGUGGCGCCGCACGCGCACCCCCACCACGCCCCGCUCCCGCACCACUCCCCGCGCCACGCCAGCACCACGCCCCACCCCCACCCGCACCAUCACUUGCAGAACUUCCUCGCGCAACUUGAUGUGUAGACGUGUUUGUGUACUGUACAGUGAAUAUGUGGAUAUCAUAAACUUUAACGUUAACGUUUUAAAACUUUUAGUGAGUGUAAUUAAUGGAAUGUAAAAAUUUAUUUGCCUUUGACAAUGUUUUAAGGCUUCUGGUACGCGAACAAUAUGAACAAGACACUUGUAAUUAUAACUAAUUGUUGUGUUAUGUCAUGUCUAUCUUUUCUGAAUAUGAUUUGAGAUACACUCCCUUCUUACACACGCGCCUUUUAUAAAUGUUAUGAUCACAGCUCUAUAUUUACAGAAAACUUGACCUUAUGUGUGGCAAGAAAUCAAUCGAUAUAAUUGUCAAACUUUAUAAUUGUUUUAUAAUUAUCAUAAAGCGGAAUUCGGAAAAAUGUUUAACCCAGAAAUAAAGUACCUAAUAUAGUUUAACAAAAAUAGUUUAACCACAAUGAAAAUAUAAUGGCAAUGUUUAAAUGUGUAUUCUAGGCAAAUGCUGAUAAGAUAUGUAUAAUGAAAAUUUGUUUUAAAGAUAAUGCAAUAACAGCAAAGUUUUCAAAUUGCGGGUAUAUUGUUCACGAAACAAAUAUUCUCAAUUUAUCGGAUAUAAUCACAAAAAGUUAUUUUCUAGUGUUGAAAUAUAUUUAAAUAAUAUCGAAAACAUUUAAGCGUUUUUUAUGAAAGUCAUUAAAUUAUUGUGCGUUUUCUAGUUACUAGUUUCAAUAUAUUAUAAUAAAUUGUGAUAUCAUCAUAGAACGUGUAAAUGUAUGUAAUAUAUAGAAUGUUUAUGGAUUGUGUAAGUGUAAAAAUUUGUCGUAUAAUGAUUAGGGUGCGUUCAAUAUGGAGGGCAGUCGGGCUGAACUCAUGGUCGAAGGUGUGAGAACCCUUACCUUUACGGUCAACAAUAAUAAUAUGUAUCAUAAAUGAAUCAAAUAUGUACUAUUGAUAAACGGUUUUAUGUAAAACAAAGAUUACCGCAAAUAAUAAAGGAAAGGUGGAUUAAAGUAAAGAAAAAAAAUAGAACAAAGAAAAGAGAUGAAUGGAGGACGCUCCAUUUAACUGACAAGAGUUAGCUCUUAAAUUUAAGAAGAAGAAUUAAUGUAUACCUAAAUAUUGGAAUAACUACUUACACGUAAAGAGUACCUACGUAUUGUGACUUUUGCUUGUCUUCAGUUCAGAAGUUUAGAAGAUCAUAAGAUAAAUUAUUAAUUUUAGUAUCACGGUGGCCAUACAAUCAUGUUGUCCCCGACUGCUUUUUGUAUGAAAUGAUAACAGAAGGAAAUGCGCGAGUGAAAUUAUUUAAGUUACUUUGCGCUGUAAUAUUAUUGUGUAGGUAUUUUCUAGUCUUGUAAACGUGUACAGUUGUUGAAGAUAAGAUAAUGUUUGUGAAGCAAAUAUCGCCGUCGGCUGAAACUGAAAUAUUAAACAGAAACUGUUAUGAAACAAAAAUAAUUAAAUUUUUUUGUAUUUAUGUAUAUGACUAAACUAAUAUUGUAUUCAAAUCAUAUAGUUUUUGGGUUUAUUUUGCUUCAAAAUUAACAUUUAUCUUAGUAAAUGACAAUAUUAUCUAUAAAAUAUAUACCUGUACAUAAAAUAGUGUCUGUUAAAAAAGUACUGUUUUCAGCCGGCGGCGAUGCAAAUGACGGAUAUUGUAAAAGUAAUCGAGUUGCCUUUUAGCGAGUACCUACACAGCCCACGUCACUAGGGAUCUGAUGAGAAAACAUUACACUAAUAUAAUACAUACAUACAUACAUAUCAACACGUCUAUAUCCCUUACGGGGUAGACAGAGCCAACAGUCUUGAAAAGACUGAAAGGCCACGUUCAGCUAUUUAGCUUAAUGAUAGAAUUGAGAUUCAAAUAGUGACAGGUUGCUAGCCUGUCGCCUAAAAAAGAAUCCCAAGUUUGUAAGCAUAUCCCUUAUUCGCCUUUUACGACAUCCAUGGGAAAGAGAUGGAGUGGUCCUAUUCUUUUUUUUAUUGGUGCCGGGAACCACACGGCACUAAUAUAAUACAUAUCCUAUAAUUCACAUUGGGGAUCCUUUUUUUACGCGACGGGCUAGCAACCUGUCACUAUUUGUAUUUCUCAAUUCUCAAUUUUAUCAUUAAGCCAAAUAGCUGAACGUGGUUCAUCAGUAUUUUCAAGACUGUUUGCUCUGUCUACCCCGCAAGCUUUAUAGACGUAGCUUUAUGUAUGUGUGUCCUAUAAAAAUUUGAUAUUUGAUAGUGAAAUUUCGAAUGUGAAAAACAAUUUAAUUAAUCAUUUAUUUCUUUGGCAAACACAAAGAGUAUACAGUUGUUAUUUGAUUACAGAGUGCGCUUUUUAUAUUUAUGUCUCAAACAUAGAGGGCGCUAUUUGAAAGUGUUUUUUAUUAAAUGUUUUCUCAUUGCCCUGUGGACGAUGUUUGACACUGCCUUAGCACGAUGUUGUAUAAAGUGAUAAAUAAGUUAUAUCGGUACGAGUAGUAUAGUCUGUUGAUGUUUUGAAUUAAAUGUAGGCUCUUUAAAGUUGGAUGCUUGAUUUUACUAUUUUUUGUCCUGGUAAUUGUAAAAGAUACAAAUAUUAUGGUAUAUUUGGAUAUUGCGAUACAUUUGAAAGAUUGAUUUUAUAAAAAUAUAUAUAAAUAUCUAAAUUUUAUAAUACGCAAUAUAAAAGUCAGACCAGACAUACUAUUUCUGCUCUGAUUUGAAUUAUUCUGUUAAAAUAGUUUCAAAAAUUUUGCUCAUGCAUUUGUGCGUGAGUUAAUUUCAAAUAAAAAUAUUUAAGUUCAGGAUGUCUGUAAUUACUGUAACUGCUUUCCUUUUAUAAGCACGACUAUAAAAAGACAAUAGUAUGUAACACAUCAUAAUAAGCAUAAGUAAUUAUCGAAAUAUAAUGAAGUAAUUUAUGUACACUGCAAUCAUAAAAGUUCAUACAGCACCAUUACACUGGUACUGAUACCUAAUUUGAUAAGACACUCUUUUGUUUUUUAAGAUAUUAUUUUAAAACGAAAUAGUUUGCGCUUUCUUUGACAUUUGAAAUUUUGCUUGGCAGUAGUAAAAUAAAGUAUGCACAAUACAAUAUAAACAUAGUAUUUCCAAUUAUUUUAUCAAUAUCUCGUUAUUGGUAUAGCAUCUUUCUCGAAACUUAUUUUGCAAAAUAUUUGGGUGUCUUGAUUAAUUAGGUAUGCCUUGCCUAAGACUGCAUUACUAUAGAAGCGAAUCAUUGAGAAUUAAUAAAGAAUCCGACCAAUCGCGUCGAGGUCUCAAAAAAUAGAACAUUACGAUUGGUUGAUUUUUUGCACUCCACACCGCUCCGUUGCCUUCGAUACGCACUCUGAGUAGUAAUGUUUGUCUACUCUAACGCCCAUCGAACUAAUUUAUUUACC
Amyelois transitella is the source of this 5201-nucleotide messenger RNA. RefSeq lists its product as uncharacterized. The record is from RefSeq and is a predicted model, not a curated record. Lineage: Eukaryota; Metazoa; Arthropoda; Insecta; Lepidoptera; Pyralidae. The coding region runs from base 1 to 1857 and encodes 618 amino acids. The transcript has 12 exons.